AUGAGUGCUCGUGAUGGCGCUGGUGGCGUCGGUGGCAUGGGCACCCUCGGUCGGCGGCAGCGCUUUGAAAACUCAGAGUUCACUGUCCGCAUCUACCCAGGCGCUCUGGCUGAGGGCACCAUCUACUGCCCGAUCAGUGCUCGCAAAUCCACCACCGCCGCUGAGGCCAUCGAACGUGUCAUCGACCGCCUGCAGCUGGACCGCACCAGGUGUUACGUUCUGGCUGAGGUGAAGGAGUUCGGUGGAGAAGAAUGGAUUCUGAACCCCAGCGACUGCCCCGUGCAGAGGAUGAUGCUCUGGCCUCGUGUGGCACUGGAGCACCGCCCCCUGUCUGGCGGCGAGGAUUACCGCUUCCUCCUGCGGCAGAAGAACCUGGAUGGUUCCAUUCACUACGGUGGCAGCCUCCAGAUGUGGCUACAGGUCACAGAGGAGCGCAGACGCAUGAUGGAUCGUGGACUGCUGCCGCAGCCUGAACCUCAGGGCGACCACGCAGAUCUGUGCCACCUACCGGAACUCAACGAGCGCUCGCUGCUGGACAACCUGCGCUCACGCUUCCGCAACGAAAAGAUCUACACCUACGUUGGAAGCAUCCUCAUCGUCAUCAACCCCUUCAAGUUCCUGCCCAUAUACAAUCCCAAGUAUGUGAAGAUGUAUGAUAAUCAUACACUGGGAGGCUUGGAGCCACAUAUUUACGCAGUGGCGGAUGUUGCUUACCACGCCAUGCUGCAGAGACAGAGAAAUCAGUGCAUUGUUAUAUCUGGGGAGAGUGGCUCUGGGAAAACGCAAAGCACAAACUUUCUCAUUCAUCAUCUGACUGCUCUCAGCCAGAAAGGUUUUGCCAGUGGAGUGGAGCAGAUCAUCUUGGGGGCAGGGCCUGUACUAGAGGCAUUUGGGAACGCAAAGACAGCCCACAAUAACAACUCAAGUCGUUUUGGCAAGUUCAUUCAGGUGAACUACCAGGAGAGCGGCACUGUGAGAGGAGCAUAUGUGGAGAAGUAUCUCCUGGAGAAGUCGCGGCUGGUCUAUCAGGAGCACAAUGAGCGAAACUACCACGUGUUUUACUACCUGCUGGCGGGAGCGAGUGAAGAUGAGAGGACAGCCUUUCACCUCUUGAAGCCUGAAGAAUUCCAUUACCUCAGUCAGAUGACAAAGAGAACCCACCGACUGCACUGGGACAGUUACUGUGAGAGUGAACCGGACUGCUUCACGGUUGAAGGAGAGGACCUGAAGCAUGACUUUGAGAGGCUUCAGCUUGGGAUGGAGAUGGUCGGCUUUCUUCCUACCACGCGCAAACAGAUCUUCUCCCUGCUGUCAGCCAUCCUCCACCUGGGCAACAUCCGCUACAAGAGGAAAACCUACAGGGACGACUCCAUCGACAUCUGUAACCUAGAGGUUCUGCCUGUCGUCUCAGAACUGUUGGAGGUCAAAGAAGAGAUGCUGUUUGAAGCUCUGACAACACGGAAGACAGUUACUGUGGGAGAGAAGCUGAUCGUUCCUUAUAAACUUGCAGAGGCUGGGACAGUGCGAGACUCCAUGGCGAAAUCGCUGUACAGUGCUCUGUUUGAUUGGAUUGUGUUCAGGAUCAACCAUGCUCUGCUCAACAUCAAGGACCUGGAGGAGACCACCAAGAUCUUGUCCAUUGGAGUGCUGGACAUUUUUGGUUUCGAGGACUACGAGAACAACAGCUUCGAACAGUUCUGCAUCAACUUUGCCAACGAACGUCUCCAGCAUUACUUCAACCAGCACAUCUUCAAGAUUGAACAAGAGGAAUAUAGAGUAGAGGGCAUCAGCUGGCGAAACAUCGACUACAUCGACAAUACGGGCUGCAUCAACCUGAUCAGCAAGAAGCCCACAGCGCUGUUUCACCUCCUGGAUGAAGAGUGCAACUUCCCCCAAGCAACCAAUCAGACUUUGUUGGAUAAGUUCAAGCGGCAACAUGAAGGGAACAGCUACAUCGAGUUCCCUGCUGUCAUGGAGCCCGCCUUCAUUAUCCGACACUAUGCUGGCAAGGUCAAGUACGGUGUCAAGGACUUUCGGGAGAAGAAUACAGACCACAUGCGCCCGGACAUUGUGGCUCUGUUGAAGAGCAGUAAGAACGCCUUCAUCUGCGGGCUGAUCGGCAUCGACCCAUCAGCCACUUUCCGCUGGGCGGUACUCCGAGCCUACUUCAGGGCCCUGGUGGCUUUCAGAGAGGCUGGGAAGAGACACACGCAGAAGAAGACUGGGCAUGAUGACGCUGCUCCCUGUGCAGUUUUGAAAAGUGUGGAUAGUUUUAGCUUUCUGCAGCACCCUGUGCAUCAGAGAAGCUUAGAGAUCCUGCAGAGAUGCAAAGAGGAGAAGUACAGUGUUACCAGAAAGAGUCCGCGUACACCACUGUCAGACCUUCAGGGGAGCAACACCAUCAAUGAGAGAUCACCACGGGGUUCUCCGGGCCUCGGCUGGAAUGGGCGUGUUGGAAGGCAGAGCCGCUUAUCCUCCAGCAGCUCCGCCACCACAGAAGAAGAUGGCAUCUUUGUCAACUCUGCCAGCAGCAAGCUCCUGGAGAGAGCCCACGACAUCCUUAUGAGGAACAAAAACUACAAAUCUAAACCAGUUCUUCCGAAGCACUUACUGAAUGUCAAGUCACUGAAGUACCUCAGCAACCUGACGCUUCACGACCGAAUCACCAAGUCACUGCUUCACCUCCACAAGAAGAAGAAACCACCCAGUAUCAGCGCACAGUUCCAGGCCUCUCUCAAUAAGCUAAUGGAGACCCUGGGUCAGUCUGAGCCUUAUUUUGUCAAGUGCAUCCGUUCCAAUGCUGAGAAGCUGCCCUUACGGUUUAACGAUAACUUGGUGCUGAGGCAGCUGCGUUACACUGGUAUGCUGGAGACUGUGCGCAUCCGGCAAUCAGGCUACAACAUCAAGUACAGCUUCAAGGAUUUCGUCCAUCACUUCUGCGUGCUGUUCCCAGAAAGCACCACCGCUACCAGAGAGAGCAUCCAGCAGUGUCUGGACCAGCUAGACCUGGCACCAGAUGGGUACCAAGUUGGCAAGACAAUGGUAUUUUUGCGCGAGGGUGAGCGUCAGCAGCUGCAGGCCUUACUCCACAGCGAAGUUCUCAGGCUCAUCGUCAUGUUGCAGCAGCGAUUCAGAGCCCGGCUUGAGAGGAAGCAGUUUGUCCGGAUGAGAGAGGCAGCAAUCUGCAUCCAGAGAUGGUGGCGUCUGUACCAGCCCACAGAAGAGGAAGAUGACGACUAUGACCCUAAUGUCCAGGAGGGGGCAGCUCUGUGUCUACAGACACACUGGCGAGGUUACAGGGAACGUCAGAGGUUCAGGCUGUGCAGGGCGGCUGCUCUGGUGCUACAGAGGGCAUGGAGGUUGUGGCUGUAUCGCCGCUGCGUGGCAGCUUUGGUUAUUCAGGCGGCCUGGCGCUGUCAUCAAGCCAGAGAAGCCUACUUACGUCUGUAUGCCGCUGUGGUACAACUACAGGCAUUAAGCAGAGGCUACCUUGCCAGGCAGAGCUUCAGAAAACUGAGAGAACAGAAGCUGAGGGAGAAGAAGGAGCAACAGGAGAAGCUGCUUCAGCUACAGAAUGGCCAGGUGAGUCUCUCGCCAGAAGAGGAGGAGCCGCCUGAGAGAAUCAUAGGUUUGGACCUCAGCAGGUGGGAGGACCGUUCCUAUGAGGAACGGGAAAGGACUCUCCAAAUCCUCAGCGGCCUUGAUGGAGCAGUUCAGGAAGAAGGUGAAGGAAGAGAACAUGCAAGUACAAAAGAGGGCUCACCUAAAGCUUACUCUGAAAAACCUGCCUCAUUCCCGACAUCCGCAGUGGUGGUGCGAGAGAAGAUCAGAACUGUAGAUGAGCCCGGCCAGAAAACCACUCGGGCCAAGAGAGAGAGCAGGCGGAUGAGAGAGCUGGAGCAGGCCAAGUUCAGCCUGGAGCUCCUCAAGGUCCGGGCAACCAGCGGUGGAGCCUCGUCCCCCUCAGAGGAGAGGCGCUGGUCUCUUGAGCUGGUGCCCCCCACCACGCCACCUCUGCGUUCACCCCAGGGCACGCCUGACAGUCAGAGCUCCAAAGACAGCUUUGAGCUUCUCAGUAUGGAUGACGAGGCUCCCAAGGCUAUAGAAGAGGUGACCGACAGUGAGGAUCCCUGUUCCCCUGUUGACUCAGUAUCUCCAGCACCAGAGUCAAGUGUGGAGGUCAUCCCAUCAAGCCCAAAGCCAGAUGAACUGAACAGGACGUGGCCAAAAAUUGAUCUGGCUGCCCCCUCUGUAACACAUCCGCCCAAAAUCGAGAACUACCUCCCUACCUUUUACGUCCCUGCUAGUGAGACCACCAUGGUCAUCUCCCAUCGUCCUGCUGAAGAGCCUCAACAAAACACAGAGACAGCCGUCUCUACAACCACCACAUCCACCACCACUGUUAUCAAGUCUCUCAAAGAAAGGCGAGAGUCAUCACGUCGUCCAGUGGUAGUGGUCAUAAGUAUGCAGAAAGAAACCCCGCUAAGUGAAGAGCUGAGCGGUAUGGUCCGUCCCCCUGUAGAGGUUCGAGAUUCGGCAGCCCAGACAGGGGAGUUGACGCCAUCGGCACAGACACCAGGCCCAGCACCUGCGCCUCAUGGUCCUGUCCCUGUUUCCACUGCUGGCGCUCAGGCUGACCAGCUUGUCAUAGAGAAACUGGUGCGACUGAACGAGGAGAAGGAGGAGAGGCAGCGUAAUCAACAACAGCAGAAUGAGAGGGAGAUGAUGGAGCAAAUAAGACAACAGAAAGAUGAGCUGGAGCGCCAGCGCCUUUUCUUUGCUCAGUAUGAGAGAGACAUGUUUGAGAAACAAAGAGGAGAAGCUCUGCAGAGGAUACAACAGAACCGACAGGGUGGACAAGAUGUUGGUGCAACUGCCACCUCGAGCAAGCCACUGAGACCCAGCUCUCUGCUGAUUGAGAGGACAGCAGGGCAAGCUCCUUAUAGCAGAACCUGGUCAGAGUCCGCUGCCCCAUCAGCACACUCUCCUGCAGGCGUCGACAUCCAGGCCAAUGCCCCUCAUCCCCAGCUGCCUCCUCCGCCUGCUUCUGUUCCCAGAGAAAGACGUAAAGACAGAAGGCCUGUCGCUGAGGGCUGGGCACCCAAACUCACCCUUGAGUCCAAAGAUGGAGGAGCGACAAGAGUGAGAGCAGCCACCAAGAAGGCUCAAAGUAAUCAGGGCACCACGGUUAGCAAGACGGAUAAGCCAGGCAACAUCUUCUUCUCUCCAAAAGACAAUGUGACAUUUACAAAGUUUGACGGUGAUGCUGUGGCUAAAGAGACGCCCGUAGUGAUUCCCAGAGAAGGACCCGCACCAGUUUCCAAGCCUUCUAAAGGAGCAAAAGCGCGGGAUGUUGGCAGAGCGGGCCAAAAAAAGAAAGCCAGAAUGGCACGGACCCGCUCCGACUUCCUCACCCGCGCCCCCAUCCUUUCAGUUGGGGGCGAUUCAGACGAGGAUGACUAUGACGGCGACAGCCCCGUCAGCCCCCGACAUUACACUCUGCCCCUCUCCAAACAGAGCUCCGAGGAGGCAGGCUUAGGACAGUCCUGUUUCAGUGACUCAGACAUGCCUACAAUCUCUCAAGAGGAAAAGAAGAUACACAAAGCUAUGUCGUCAGGAGAUUUAGGAAAAGUGGACACACUGCGCAAGAGCUCGCAGGAUGGAAGGGUUCGUGGAAAGAUGCGCUUCUGGGGCAAGACCAAGUAUGGUGACAAGAAGACAUCCAGAGAAAAGCUGAUUUGUGGUGGUGAUUCCUUAGAUGGAGACUAUGGAGACACUGGACCAUUACUGGGAGAGGCAGGUCAGGAAAACAUGUCGCCUCCCUGCAGUCCUGAUCUGACGUUGGAUCGAGGGUUCAGAGACUUGAAAGAGAACAAGGAGCCUUCUCCCAAGGUGAAGCGGAGGCGCAGUGUUAAGAUCAGCAGCGUGGCUCUUGAAUCCGCUCAGUGGCAGAACGACGCACUGCAGAUCCUCACCUGCACCAACGACUACAGGAGCAUGAACGACUUCCUUAUGAAGAAGAUCAAUGACUUGGACACAGAGGACAGUAAGAAGGACACCAUGGUGGACGUCGUAUUUAAAAAGGCUCUGAAGGAAUUUCGCCUCAACAUUUUUAACUCCUACUCCACAGCGCUGGCGAUGGAUGAUGGUAAAAGCAUCCGCUACAAAGACCUCUACGCUCUGUUUGAGCACAUCCUGGAGAAGACCAUGAGACAGGAGCAGAGGGACUGGAGUGAGUCUCCUGUCAAAGUUUGGGUCAACACCUUUAAAGUCUUCCUGGAUGAGUUCAUGACUGAGUACAAACCUAUGGAUGGCACACUCACCAAGCCAGCACCUAAACCUGAACGUAAAAAACGAAGGAAAAAAGACGCCGACAUUGUGGAGGAGCAUAAUGGCCACAUCUUCAAGUCCACCCAGUACAGCAUACCCACGUACUGUGAAUACUGCUCAUCGCUCAUCUGGAUGAUGGACCGUGCCUGUGUGUGCAAAUUGUGCCGGUACGCCUGCCACAGAAAAUGUUGCCAGAAGAUGACCACUAAAUGCAGUAAGAAGUUCGACCCAGAGCUGUCCUCCAGACAAUUCGGAGUGGAAGUUUCUCGUCUGACAAACGACGAGAGGACGGUGCCCCUGUUUGUGGAGAAGCUUAUCAACUACAUUGAGAUGCAUGGCCUCUACACUGAGGGAAUCUACCGGAAAUCUGGCUCCACCAAUAAAAUCAAAGAGCUCAAGCAGGGACUUGACACAGAUGUGGACAGCAUGAAUCUGGAUGACUACAACAUCCAUGUCAUUGCCAGUGUUUUCAAGCAGUGGCUAAGAGACCUGCCUAAUCCUCUGAUGACAUUUGAGCUGUAUGAGGAGUUUAUACGUGCCAUGGGUUUGCAGGAUAAAAAGGAAAUGAUCAGAAGUGUGUAUUCAGUUAUUGACCAGUUAAGCAGAACUCACCUAAACACCCUGGAGCGGCUCAUAUUUCAUCUUGUCAGGAUUGCCUUGCAAGAGGACACAAACCGUAUGUCAGCUAAUGCCUUGGCUAUAGUGUUUGCCCCCUGUAUCCUGCGCUGUCCUGACACUAUCGAUCCACUGCAGAGCGUCCAGGACAUCAGCAAAACAACAGCGUGUGUAGAACUUAUCAUUUGUGAACAGAUGAAUAAGUACAAAGUACGACUAAAGGACAUCAAUACCCUGGAGUUUGCUGAGAAUAAGGCCAAAUGCAGACUGACCCUCAUCCGACGGUCAAUGGGGAAGGGCCACGUACAGCGGCUGAGCUACCACACGCCCUCGCCUCCAGUCAGUCCCCGGCUACCCCCUGUGACGGAUGCUGUGAUAGAAGAGAGUGAGGGUGAAGAGGGAGCAGACUCGUUUUCUGAAAUCUCAGAGCAUCAGCAAGCAGCCAUGCAGCAGGAAGAGAGAGUGUUGACAGAGCAAAUUGAAAGCCUGCAGAAAGAGAAAGAGGAGUUGACAUUCGAGAUGCUGACUCUGGAGCCACGAGCAUCAGAUGAUGAGACUCUGGAGUCGGAGGCCUCUAUCGGUACAGCUGACAGCUCUGAAAACCUCAAUGUGGACUCUGAGGGAACCAUAUCUGACUUCUGUGAAAGAGGUCCAGUAUUGACUUCCCCCUGGCCUCGGAGAUCUGACGGGAAGAGCCCCCGACACCGCACUCUCAGACGGCAGCCUGACUCCCUGGACUCUGUGGACUCCUGCUCCACUGUUUCCUCUUACUCCUCCUCAUCACACUUUAACGCUUCGUCCUCCUCCUCCUCUGCCACCACCCGGCGCUUUCGUUUCCACUCCAAAUCUCCCUCCUUAGGCUCAGGACCGGCCCAGACUCAGGCCGUGAAUGCCUCUCACGCCCCUCGCUGUGAAAGCAUAGACAGUAGCCCGACAGCAGAGCCAGAAGGCGCUUAUGACGAAAGGCCCCAGUUUACCAGCCGAGGCACCUUCAAUCCAGAGAAAGGCAAACAGAAACUUAAAGGGGCCAAGCAUUCAACCCUGAGGCACACCAGAGACAGCAGUGGACACAGCAGGGACCCACCAGACAUACCGCAACAGCUGGUAUUGUACGGCAGUAAUGAAUUCAUGGUAUGAAGGAUACUGGGACACCAAAGCACUCCCUAUUCAACUCCCUGGCAGGCAUGUUCUGAAUGGGAGGUGACGCGAUGGCCACUCCUCAAAGCACUCUUGCUUAGCCUUUCUUUGUUGAAAUCUGCAGAGAAUUGUCCCCAAGUGCCGUGUACAGUGUUUCCACCUCCAGAGGGGGAAGAUGUUUUGGCAGAGGGACAUGAAUGAGUGGAAGGGCUCCUCUUCUGUGGACUAAACUGUCACCCGAGCUCUCACAGUGCCUUGGCAGCUCUUUUCUCAGCGCCAAGGGGAGACGCAGUGAGCAAGAGGACAGAGUAAAGGGAAUGUUGGAAUACGCGAAUGACCACUCAGCAUCAGGGAAUGUUAAGGAGCUGGAAAGCUGAAGCAGUGUACCACAGUAAAUAAGAAGAAAACCAGACAACGUCAGGAGUCGCUGAUGUUGCAGUGAACUUAUAGCUCACAAUUAUUAGCUGCUUAAUGAGUUUACAGUUCAUAACAAUCAGUGUAAACAGUGGUUGCUCUGUUAUUACAAAUGUAUUUUUCCCUUACAUUUAUUUAAUAAAUUUUAAUGUCACAGAAAUUCUUUAUAGCAUAUAAUAUACAGGUAUAAAUACUGUACAAAGCCGGAACACCAGCCUCUGCUGGGUAGUUGAAGUCAAAUAUUUAUCUUUUUCUUUUUUCUUUUUUUUUUUUUGAGUAUCUUGGACAGAGAUGUACGGAUUUGGGCAGUGGAUGAUUUAUGUGUGUGUACAUGUGCCAAGCGCUCAUGAGUGACCGUACGUAUGUGUGAGAAAGAGAAAAACCACUCCAUGUGUUUUUAAGUUUUGUGCUGCUUUUUCCCUCUCCAAGGGAAAUACCGCCAUCAAAGGGACCAAGUUAGCUGGUGUGUAUUCCAGCCAAGGGGAUCCCAGCUCUGUAAAGAAUGUCGGAUGUGUAUAAAAUCCCUGCAUUCACUGCUUAACAGCCAUACAACACUUGUAAUGUACAGUACAGUUCAUAUGUACAGUAUAGUGAACAAAAAUGCCAUUCUAUUCUUAAAAUCUAUGUUGCCCCCCCACUCCCAAAUCCUUCUCCACCUCCUGUCUUUGAAGUGUUUGCUCAAUAGCAACCAACAAGACCAUA
This is a messenger RNA of Scomber scombrus (Atlantic mackerel), 9198 nucleotides long. RefSeq names its product myosin IXAa (gene myo9aa). The coding region runs from base 1 to 8082 and encodes 2693 amino acids. Gene Ontology annotation, biological process: intracellular signal transduction. Gene Ontology annotation, molecular function: protein binding; microfilament motor activity; GTPase activator activity. Gene Ontology annotation, cellular component: myosin complex. Lineage: Eukaryota; Metazoa; Chordata; Actinopteri; Scombriformes; Scombridae. The record is from RefSeq and is a predicted model, not a curated record. The transcript is spliced from 43 exons.